Zeugodacus cucurbitae (melon fly) is the source of this 787-nucleotide messenger RNA. RefSeq lists its product as uncharacterized. The coding region runs from base 377 to 787 and encodes 136 amino acids. The transcript has 3 exons. Lineage: Eukaryota; Metazoa; Arthropoda; Insecta; Diptera; Tephritidae. The record is from RefSeq and is a predicted model, not a curated record.
AUGAGUGCAAAUACAGAAAUGUUAAUUCCAAGCAUCAAGCGGGUGCGAAAAAUGAACGCAAAGUGGACAGCGGAGGAGACUGAGCAACUAAUUCAAGAAGUGGAGUCAAGGGAAGGAACCUGGAAUUUCCUUUCCGCGGAUUAUCGCGAUAGGAAUUUGCGUGAGGCUCAGUGGCAUGAAGUGGCAGAAACACUAAAUAUGCCACGAGCCGAAGUAUCAGCCAAGUGGAACAGCCUUCGUUGUUCUUUUCGCGUAAGUUUUUCACAUAUAGUACACAAUAGUACACAACAAAUUGCAAUAUAUAUAUAUCUUUUAGGCGGCCUUCAACCGAAGGGUUCAUACAAAAAGUGGACAAGGUGCUGGAAGAACGCCUACUAUGAACCCACUCUACAAAUCGCUAAAGUUCCUCGAGCCUACAUUAAAUGUUGAAGCGAGCACCACUUCAAAUUUAAUAAAUGACAGCUCGUCGACCCUGACCACUCCAACAAUAUUGUUUGAGUCGGAAACGGUAUCUGGCGAUAUUCCACCAACGCCAUCUACUUCACGACCCAAUUUAAGGAAACGUCGUGUUCAAAAAAACGACGAUGGAUACAUUGAAGUAGUUCAACGUACGCUGGAGACCCUCACAUCUGCUACAAAAACUGAUGCUUGGGAUGAUUUAGGCAACUUUGUGGCAUCAAACGGCCGUGAGUGGGACCAAGAAUCUCCACAACCGGCCAGAGAAUUCAAGCGGGACAUAUGUGAGUUGAUAUUUAAGUAUCAGCAGAAAUUCACACGCUCAGCAUAA